This is a messenger RNA of Candoia aspera, 3893 nucleotides long. RefSeq names its product tryptophan 2,3-dioxygenase (gene TDO2). The record is from RefSeq and is a predicted model, not a curated record. Gene Ontology annotation, molecular function: heme binding; L-tryptophan 2,3-dioxygenase activity; metal ion binding. The transcript is spliced from 9 exons. Bases 2387 to 3487 code for a protein of 366 amino acids. Lineage: Eukaryota; Metazoa; Chordata; Lepidosauria; Squamata; Candoiidae.
CUGGAUAAAAUAUUGAAUGCUCAGGAACUUCAAAGUGAAAAUAAAGGAAACAAAAUCCAUGAUGAACAUCUUUUUAUUGUGACCCAUCAAGGUAAAUCCUUCUGAAAAAACUAUGUAGUCUUUCCAGUUCAUCUUAUUAUGCAGUGAUUACAAAUAUAUGUUUGUGUUUUAAUAACAAAUGGUAUUAGUCUACAUAAUAUAUUAAUAUGAGUAAAAGCAUGUGUGCAUUUAAUAACAUUCUUUUUAAUUUCAAUAACUACAUCCCAUCUGAAAAAUGCUGAUGGGGGAAUACUAUGAAACAGUCUUCAAUUUUGGAACAAUUCCUGGAUUUCUUAAAACCAAAGAAGCACUGUCCCAUAGGCAUCUGCAGAGAGGGAGAAGAGGAGAAAGAUGAUGAAACAUGCAUUAUGAUAUAAUGCUGCCAUGUCUGUCCUUUUUACUUUUGUGUUGAGAUGUCACAUGCAAGUACAGAAGGGGCAGAGCUUUCACUGUGACAUCACAAGGUACAUUUUGAAAUUUUGAUGAAAACAUUUGCUACUGAUGCCCCUGCCUUAUCAUUAGAAAUGCCAUUCUGCAAUGGAGAUGUUAUUUGCAGAACACGUAAUGUCACUCUAAAAGAACAACACAGUGAGUUUCUUUUACAAUCCUAACAGGUAAAAACUCGUACUGGAAAAUCUAAGGGUCAAAUCCUCCAUCAACUGCAAAACCGACAGAAUGAUCUUUGGCCCAAUCAUUUCUGUUCAAUUAACCUAUUUCAUAGAGCUAUUGGGGAAUAAAAGAAGGGCGUGGGGAGAAAAUUGUCCACACUCAUUUGGAAGAAAGGUGACAUAAGGGUAACCAGUUGAUCCAUUCACUACUAAUGCUUAUUAAUGAUAUCUGUGAGAGCACCUUAGGCAUUAAAUUGUCUCCAGAAUUUGGAGAUUGGAGCAUCUGGCCAAAAUUAUGCAGCCAUAAAAUGCAUCAUUUGACUAGUAACAGCAAUUAUACAAAAUUAGUCAUUUAUAUACAAAGUGGCAGCACCUUGAAUUAUCCGUCUCUUUUCAGCCUUCUCAUGCUAAAUUGUUCUUUCAAUAAGGGUCACAGGGAAAAUUCAUUAACUUUAAAUGACAGAUAAAUUAUUUAUAACUAGGGGCAAAUUUCUCAGCUAUAUGCUUCUCAUAGUGACAAACGUUUUCAUAUUAUAAUUUGUUGAUACAGAAAUCUCUAUAUAGGGGACUGCAGUUCAAAUUAUGAGAGGUGAUUACAGGAUGUAAGGCUGCUGGAGAGCUGAUGAUUGCAAGUUUAGUUACUGUUUAAAUAUUCAGAUAUGAUUAUCACGUUGUUUUCUCUGAACAGAUUCAUGGCAUGCUUGGUGUGCUCUUUAUUAUUACUGUGAAAGUGCAAUCUGUGACCAUUUUCUGCACUGCAUGAUUACAACUAGCAUCCUCUAUUGUUUUGACAUUGUAAAUUCUUCAGAUGUACAUCUAGAUGCAGUUUCAGGGACAAAUGGGAUAGUGUUUCUUUAUAACACCAUACUUUACCUAUGGGGUUUGUAUGCACAUUGUUUUUAUGUAUUUAAACUUUUUCAAAUAAGAUGUUUGAUUAUUUGGCUUAAAGAAUGAGAUUAAGAGUUCUGGGAAUUGAUGUGAUUCUAGUCUGAACCUCUGUAUUCAGAGUGGUGAAUGUAUGAAUAAUACCAGGGUGGACAUCUGAAAUCUUUUAUUGUCUAUACUGAAACUGUCCUCUUAAACCAUCAAAUCUCAGCCAAAGUAUUGAAUUGAGCAGGAAAAGCAAUUGAAAAAAAAAUCCAGGUCAGAAGAACUAGUAGCUACACUGUAUAUCUACUUUCAGGGAAUUUUAAGCACCUUUUGUGUAUUAAAAAUAUUAUAAAUACAGAGAUGAGGAAUCUCUGUUCAUUCAUCUUUAUUUAUUGCUUGAGAAGUGAAACUAACAUUCCUUCCAAUUUUAGCUUAUGAAUUAUGGUUCAAGCAGAUCCUGUGGGAAUUGGAUUCUGUUCGACUGCUAUUUCAGAAUGGUCAUGUAAGUAGAAUAGAACUGUCUUAUAUAAAUUCUUCUUUGGAUUCUGAUUCUCAUUAAAUAAAAAUGGGAUAUUUGAAAUUCAACUUGUGAGAUCUGAAUAUUCUGAACAUCUGAACACCAAGUUUUGAAAGAAGGAUGGGUGCCAGUUAGACAAUCCUAAAUCUCAUAUGACUUAAGAGCACAGUUAAAAUACUUUGGGCUACACUCCUAUCAUACUUACCAGGAAGAAAAUUCCAUUACCUGGAAGGAAAUUCCAUUGUACUCACUGAUACUUCCAAAGACAGGAGGAUAUGACCAUACCAGGCAACAGGAGAUGGAAAUAUGGAAGUAUUGAACCUGUGCUUCGAGGCUGUUAGGGAUUUACUGGAUGGCAGAUGGGGCAAAACAAGCUCAGAUUAAACCCCAGCAACGUAAAUGUAACAUAAAUUGUAAAUGUUAUCAAAUGACUUUUCUAAUUCAAGCAGCCUACUGUGGGUUGUGGUUUUGUUGCUGUGGUUUGCCUUAUCAACCAAGUCAUAAUUAUUUCUUUUUUAUAUACAUACAAACUAAGAUGAGAGAUGAAAGGAACAUGCUGAAGGUGGUUACUCGAAUGCAGAGAAUUUCAAUAAUCCUUAAAUUGCUUGUGGAACAGUUUUCCAUCCUAGAAACAAUGACAGCUCUGGACUUUUUUGACUUCAGAGAUUAUCUGAGUCCAGCUUCAGGAUUUCAGAGCUUACAGUUCCGAUUAUUGGAAAAUAAGAUUGGCGUCCCUCAGAGUUUGAGAGUUCCAUAUAACAGAAGACACUACCGGGAUAACUUCAAGGGGAAGGAAUAUGAACUAUUGCUUAAAUCAGAACAAGAGUCAACACUACUGCAGCUAGUGGAAGCAUGGUUGGAAAGAACACCAGGACUUGAACCAGAAGGAUUUAAUUUCUGGAGAAAAUUUGAAGUAAAUGUACUUAAAGGACUAGAACAAGAAUCUGCAAUGAUACAGGCUAAAGAAGACUCGGAGGAAAAAGAAGAGCAACUGGCAGAGCUUCAGAAACAAAAAGAAGUACUCAUGUCAUUGUUUGAUGAAAAACUCCAUGAACAUCUUCAUGGUAAAGGUGACAGAAGAUUGUCCUAUAAAGCAAUGAAAGGAGCUUUAAUGAUCUACUUCUACAGAGAGGAACCUCGCUUCCAGGUUCCUUUUCAGCUUCUCACUUCUCUUAUGGAUAUCGAUGUGCUAAUGACUAAAUGGAGAUACAACCAUGUGUGUAUGGUGCAUAGAAUGAUUGGCAGCAAGGCUGGGACUGGAGGUUCAUCAGGGUACCAGUAUCUACGCUCAACAGUGAGCGACAGAUAUAAAGUAUUUGUGGAUUUGUUCAAUCUUUCAACUUACUUGGUGCCAAGAAACUGGAUCCCAAAGCUGAAUCCAACACUUCAUAAAUUCCUUUAUACAGCAGAAUAUUGUGACAGCUCUUACUUCAGCAGUGACGAUUCAGAUUAAACACUCUCUUUGGACAAUCCUUAUAACCCAUGUUUUCCAUAUAUUGAGCUCCACCUCUGAUAAUGGUUAUGGUGGCAGAAACGUCUGGAAGUUGUGGUAUCAACACACCUAGUGGCACUAGAUUGGAAAAAUUUAUAAUACCACGUAGAUUAAAUAAUUUAUAUAUGUUUAUGUAUACAUGUUUAUGUAUAUUUAUGCACAUUAUACCAUAGGUUUUAAUAUAUACAGUAACUAUUUCAGUUAAGUCAUUAGAAAUAUAUUUUAUUUCUGUCAUCUUUAUAUUUUAGACAACCAGCUCUAAAUAUUUUAAGUUUUAGUAUUAUGUUUGAUCUGAUUUAUUAGGCUAGCCCAAUGAUAUUUCUGAUUGCUGCAUUAGGUUUUUAAUAAAGGUAUGAUUUUAUGUUUA